AUGCAAGUAUACAAAAAGCUUGACAUAAUAACUAAUAAACACCCGCUUAAGGAAAGAGAUGGUAUAACUCAUCAUGUCAUGGAUCAUGUUAAUUGGAAUGAAGAAUACUUUAUUCAUCGAUUUUCAAAAGAAGCAAAUAAUGCUAUCGAAGACAUACAUAGUAGAGGUAAAAUACCUAUAAUUAUAGGCGGUACACAUUAUUACUUGCAAAACUUGUUAUUUAAGAACAAAACCGUAGGUGAAAAUAUAAAUAACUCGAAAGUGACAAGAGAAUUAACUAAGGACGACGUUGAACUUCUUGAUGGCCCUGUAGCUAAAAUGUUUGAUAAAUUACGACAGAUUGAUCCCAUAAUAGCUGAAAAGUUUCAUCCUGAGGAUAAGAGAAAAUUGAGAAGAGCUCUAGAAAUUUACAUGACAACAGGACAGAAACCGUCUGAAAUUUACCAUGAGCAGAAGUUGGAUGAAUUAGAAGACACGUCUUUAAGAUACAAUACUCUACUCUUCUGGGUAUAUUCUGAUCCAGAAAUUUUAAAGGACAGGUUAGAUAAAAGAGUCGACAAUAUGAUGGAACUUGGAGCACUUGACGAAAUAAAUGAAUUAUAUGAGUUUUAUAGAGCUCAAGUGCCUGUUCCCGAUUGUACUACUGGGAUAUGGCAAGUUAUAGGUUUUAAGGAAUUUUUGCCCUGGCUUGAAUCGACUGGAAGCUUGAAUAAAGAAGAAUCUUCUAGAUGGUUCAAUCAAGGAGUUGAUAGAAUGAAAAUUAGAACAAGGCAAUAUGCGAAAUAUCAGGUCAAAUGGAUAAAGAAGUUGUUGGCCGUUGAGCUUAAUAAAGAAGCAAGAUUUAACUUCAAAUAUGGCGGAAAGUUAUAUUUACUAGAUGCAUCAGAUUUAGGUUCCUGGAAUGAAAAGGUUCGAGAAGUAGGUUUAAGUAUUGCAAAUCAAUUCCUAACAACCGGUCCUAGUUCUGUGACCCAUGUACAAGCUCCAGAACAUUUACAAGAUAUCUUCCCUGAUAAUAGCUUUCUCGACAACAUCAAUAGCAAUAAGAAAUUGGGUUCUGAAAAGAAUUGGAAGCAUUAUGAAUGCAAGGUAUGCAAAGAUAAGCAAGGAAAGAAUCUAAUUGCCGUUGGAGAGGAAAAUUGGCAAAUACAUUUGAAAAGCAGAAGGCAUAAACGACAAUUGGGAUCUGGAGAAAGAAAGAGAAAGCAUGAACAGAUGAUCAACCAAUAUAAAAAGCUGACACCAACCAGUGAAGAUAGUCUGUAUAUUUAA
This is a messenger RNA of Debaryomyces fabryi, 1272 nucleotides long. RefSeq names its product tRNA dimethylallyltransferase. The record is from RefSeq and is a predicted model, not a curated record. Lineage: Eukaryota; Fungi; Ascomycota; Pichiomycetes; Serinales; Debaryomycetaceae. Gene Ontology annotation, molecular function: ATP binding; tRNA dimethylallyltransferase activity. The transcript has a single exon. Gene Ontology annotation, cellular component: mitochondrion. Gene Ontology annotation, biological process: tRNA modification. Bases 1 to 1272 code for a protein of 423 amino acids.